CAGCGAUACAUUAGUCCACUGUCGGCUCGGUCACGGAACGCACGCGCCCCGGGCAACCACACACCGAUCACCCGAAACCCGUACCGAAGAUUGGACGCGUGCGCGAAGUCGUCGUGCUGCAGCAAUCCGUUCCAUUCCUUCCCGAAAGUUGACAAGCCGCGCACCGGGCCGCCCCAUUGCGCAUAGCGUCACGCGACCGCGUGUUUUGAUUUCUAGCUCGCCAACUUUUUGCCAACUGAUAAACACACCCUUUGCUUUGGCAAUCGCGGGACCAAGUUCCCAGUGGUGUUUGCUGUGUGUUUGCGUGUGUGUGUUUGUUUGUGUGGUGUUUGUGCAAAGUGAAGAUAGGCGCUUCCCCCACUGCGCUGUGUUGAACGGAACGCAACACAACGGAUCGUUCACGCAUUGUUUUAUCAGCAGCUGCCUGUCUUAUAUCAGUGCCGGGGCAGAUAUGAAUGAUACAACGCACAAGGAAGCGUACGUGCGGGAUGUGCUGAUACCGGGGAUGGUGGCACGCGGCCAGCUUUCAUUCACCGAGCCGGUUCCGGCAGGCGUUAAGACGCUGCUCAAAUCGGUCGAAGUUAAGCCGCUCGUCACCAAUGGAUUCAUGCUGACGAUACCGUUCGUGGUAACCGUGGUGCUGGAGCGGGAAGGCUCUGCGCUGGGCAAGGAAGCCCCGGAACCGGAAACACUGCAUCUGAUAGUGAAGAUAACGCCCGAUUGCAACAAGGAGAUGUACGAGAGCUGUCAAUUCGAGACACUGUUCGAGAAUGAAAUGAUCGCUUACACGGAAAUCAUCCCCGCUCUCGGAAAGGCAGAGCUGUAUCCAAGGUACUAUCACUGCGAGCGGAAACCAGCGGAAGCAUUAAUGGUAAUGAGCGAUUUUUCCUUUUCCGGCUGGAAAAUGGCCCCGAUGGUCGUCAACCUGCCAAUGGAUUACAUUAUGCUUGCCGUGACCGAGCUGGGGCGCUUUCAUGGCGAAUGUUACGGCUUGAAGGUGGCGCACCGUCCCCAGUUCGACAGCAUGAUUGCAAAGUUUAAGGAAUCUCGCUACGCCGCCGACAUUACGGACCACACGUGGAAAGCGGUCAUGACCGUUGCACCGAUGCGUGCCAUCAAAGCCCUGAAGGAGAGCCGGUUCAAGGGCCUGGUGCCGGCGGACUACCUGGAAAAGCUGGCCCGCCUGUUCCAGGAUCCGUGGGAGCACGCGAAGGGUAAGGUGAAGCCGCGCGAACCGCUCGCCGUCAUUUGCCAUGGCGACUAUCUGCGCAACAACAUGGCGUUCCGGUACGCAGAUGCGAAGAACCCAGCCCGACCCACUCAAGUGAUGAUGUUUGACUUUCAAACGCUGCGCUACGCAUCACCGAUGAUCGAUUAUGCUGCCUUCCUUGCCAACUCGACCGGGUACGCCGAGCGGGAGCACCAUUUCGAUACCAUCUUCCGCACCUAUCACGGUGCGCUGGUACAGACGGUGGCCACCGUCGUCGGCGUUUCCGAGCCCGCCGAUCUGCCACCGUACUUCAGCUACGAAUCAUUCCAUCGCGAGCUGGCCGAAUACUACUCGUACGGCUUCAACAUUGCGUCCGCGUUUUUGAUGAUACUGCACGAACCGAUGGAGAUAUCAUUCACCGAAAACAUCUUCACCGAGGAGGAAUCGGUGGCCGAUGCGUGGAAGCGGGGCGGCGAACCACUCGACCGGGAGCUGGCGGCGAUGGUGUACGAGAUGUACCGGCUCCACUCCCAGUACGGGCUCGAUCCGGUGUGAUCGGGUUUCCCCUGGGCGGGGCGCGCGGGUCGAUGGAAGUGCUGAACAGGCUCACCACAGCAACACGUGCGCGCACCGUUGACUUGUGCGAUGGGUUUUAACGUUUUAAUUUUGCGCCACGAUGGUUAUUGGAGGGAAUGGUGUAUUUGAUCAAUAGUGAUAAAGGUUCUGGUAAGAGCAGCUUCCAUUAAGA
Molecule: messenger RNA, 1958 nt
Organism: Anopheles merus
Lineage: Eukaryota; Metazoa; Arthropoda; Insecta; Diptera; Culicidae
Exons: 6
Coding region: 452-1765 (437 amino acids)
Source: RefSeq, a predicted model, not a curated record